This is a messenger RNA of Daphnia pulex (common water flea), 1833 nucleotides long. RefSeq names its product beta-hexosaminidase subunit alpha-like. Gene Ontology annotation, biological process: glycosaminoglycan metabolic process; carbohydrate metabolic process; ganglioside catabolic process. Gene Ontology annotation, cellular component: membrane. The record is from RefSeq and is a predicted model, not a curated record. The coding region runs from base 34 to 1731 and encodes 565 amino acids. Lineage: Eukaryota; Metazoa; Arthropoda; Branchiopoda; Diplostraca; Daphniidae. Gene Ontology annotation, molecular function: beta-N-acetylhexosaminidase activity. The transcript has 9 exons.
ACCGUCUACCAAUAGCCUUGUUUGGACAUUACCAUGCAUCUUCGUUCCGUAUUGUUGCUGGUGUUUUUGUGCAUGGCCAUGAAAUGGGUUCCGUCGAAAUCUGUGCCAUUUGUUAUUCCAUAUUACGGCCGCUGGAUCCUUCCAACCGUUGGACAAGUGUGGCCGAAACCACAGCAGCAAACAUACAGUGAAACCUUCUUCGUGCUCAGGCCCACCAUGUUCCAAUUUCAAGUAGUUGGGGAGCGAUGUGAUAUUAUUGACGAGGCCGUCCGGCGUUAUUAUCAACUCAUCUUUUAUCCCGGAGCUGCUGCUAGUGCUCCGUUGGCUUAUCCUCCGACACUGUCCGUCAUCCAAGAUAAUCCACAAUUUCGUGCAUUCCUCGAUUCAGUCGACAUCGAUUUGAAACAACCUUGUGAAUACCUCCCGUCCACUGACAUGAUUGAAAGCUAUAAUAUCAAAAUUGACACCCCUGAUAACCCGCUGAAAGCCACCAUCAGUAGCGAUAGCGUCUGGGGUAUUUUGAGAGGCUUGGAAAGUCUGAGUCAACUGGUCUACUCAUCUACCGAUACUGGUGUGGCUUAUCAAAUAAAUGCGACCGAAAUAGUCGACUUUCCCCGAUUUUCCUAUCGCGGUCUGAUGAUGGACUCGGCUCGUCAUUACAUGCCAUUAAAGACGAUCAAAAAGAUGACGGAUUUAAUGGCUCAGAACAAGAUGAACGUCUUACACUGGCACUUGACCGAUGACGCCUCUUUCCCGUACGAAAGUACGCUCUUUCCCAACAUCAGUCGGUACGGAUCGUUCCAGCCCUUCAGUCACAUUUACACGGCAAACGAUGUUCGGGAAGUCAUUGAAUAUGCACGAAUGAGAGGCAUCCGAGUCAUCCCUGAAUUUGACAGCCCAGAUCAUACCCAGUCUUGGGGUCGUGGACAGCCAAAACUAUUGACCGAAUGCUACGACGACAACGGAGUCCUUAAAGUGCCAGACGAGUACGGCGCUAUUAUGCCAAUUCGAGAGGAGAAUUACGUGUUUCUACAACAAUUUUUCAGUGAAAUUUUUAACACGUUUCCUGAUCCUUUUGUCCAUCUUGGAGGAGACGAAGUUAGCUAUUACUGCUGGCAAAGACAUCCAGAGAUCAAAGCUUUUAUGGCCGCCAAUGGAUGGGGAACUGACUUUACAAAGUUGGAGCAAUAUUACUUUGAUCGACUGACGGCUGCCACUCAAGAGAUAACGCAGAAUCAGAUGCGCUACAUCGUCUGGCAAGAACUCCUCGACCUCAACAUUACUCUACCGACGGGCACCAUCGUCGAAGUAUGGAAAGGAGCUAAAGAAGAAUUGAAUUUCUUGGACGAACUAGCAAGAAUUACUAAAUACGGAUAUCAAACGAUUCUAUCUUCACCGUGGUAUCUCAAUUACAUUUCCUACGGAUUGGACUGGGAAAAAUAUUAUCUAGCCGAACCGCUGGAUUUCGACGGAUCGGAUGAGCAAAAGAAAUUGGUUAUCGGGGGCGAAGUGGCGAUGUGGAGCGAAUACGUCGACUCUGUCAGCGUGAUCCCGCGCACAUGGCCGAGAGCCUCUACCGUAGCCGAGCGACUUUGGUCGGACCGUAGCGUCAACGACACAACAUUGGCCGUACUUCGUUUGGAAGAGCAUCGAUGUCGAUUACUCAAACGCGGAUUCAUGGUCGAUCCCAGCAAUGGUGUCAACUUUUGCGAACAAGAAUGGGAUAUGUAAAAUUACUAUUCGAAUUCCAGUGACGAUUGUAUAGGAAAUUUUCCUAAAAUAUGGACAUAGAUUAUUAAAGCAACAAAUAUAUAUAUAGUCAUGCAAUUCAAA